AUGAAAAUAAGAAAGAACAUUUUUUCAAAAGCGUGUUACAGUUCUUGUAUUCAUAAUAAGAAUCAAAAAAAUCUUAAGUUAAAAAAAGUUGGUUCACCUAAGGAUAAAUUGUUAGAAAACCUAAAUUAUUACUCAAGAAAUGAAAAAAAAGACAUAUUAAAAAAAAUUUUUGAAAAUAUUACUUUGAAAAGAUGUAAGGUGAAAGAAGAACUCUUAAGAUUUUAUUUAAAAGAUAAAGAUAUAAAAGGAAUUUUAGAAGAAGAAAAGAUUUUUGAGGAAAGUAGUAAAUUAUUUAGAAUUGUUCAAGUGCAAAGUAAUGAAGAGAUGUUAAUUAAUAAAUUUAAUAGUUUCUAUGAUUUAUUACUUUUUUCUAUAGAAAAUUUAAAGAGAAAAAGUAUUUUAUCAAUGAACCAAAAGGUAUUUAAAUUUAGUGACUGUUCAAAGUGUCCGAGUAAUAAUAACACACUUGAAAAAUAUGAAUUUGAUGUUAACAAUUUAGAUAUAAUAAAAAAAUUUAUGGUUAUUAUUGACAAAAAUUUAACUACAUAUGAUAAUACUUCCUCUACUUUUAAAAGAUUUUUCUGUCUUCAUAAAUUUAUAAUUUAUUUUUUUAAUUAUUCCUUUCCUUUUAUUGAAAUAUUUGAUUAUAAGUUUUUGCUGAAAUAUACCUAUUUAUAUAUAAAGUUAAGCCUUUUAGAAAGUACUCAGUUUUUUUAUGAGCAAAAAAAAAAGUCAGAAAAUUUUUUUUCAGUAAAUAUAUCAGAUGAGGAUCUCUCAUAUUUGUCAAAGAAUAAUAAUAAAAAUACUUUAAAUUUAUUGCUGCUGUUAAAUAAUCAAGUAGAUCAUUGUGAUUUACUGAAAUUGUCUGAGUUGUAUUCGCUUUAUUUUAAGAAAAUAAAAAUAGACGAGUUGAUAAAAAAUGUUAACAACGAUAGUUUUGAAUAUGUAAAGAAUAUUAAUGAAGAAAAAAAAGAUAAAAGCGCAUUUGAAAAACAGCAUAAUAAUUAUGGUUCCAUUUUAGCUGUAGAGCACAUUCCUUAUGAAGUAACUGCAAAUGAAAAGAAUUACAAAGUAAAUGAUAUGCCACAUUAUCAUUAUGGUUAUUUCAUUUGUGUCUACUUUAAUUUUUUAUUUUUACUGAAUAAAAUAGUUAGUAAUUGUAUUAUAUUCUUACCAAAUAUAGACAAAAAUAUAUUUCACGUAUUAGAUUGCAUAGGAAUACUGUGUGAGCGCAUUUUUGAAGAACAUAAUAAUGUAGGUGAGAGAAAAAUUAAAAAUUUAAAUUUAUUUUUAAAUAACAAUGAUAUAGAAAACUACAUAAUAAAAGAAAUAAUUAAAGGACGGACAAUGGGUAACCAUUUUAUAGGGAACAAAAUCGAAGAGAAAAAAAAAAACAACUUAUUGGCUAGUAGGAGAGUAGAUGAAGAGAAUUAUUUAUUAAAAGAGGGAACCGACUAUGUAGAAAAUACUGAAAAUGUAUUAGAACAGAGUGAGAAUACAUAUACCAACAAUUUUUCACAUGAUCUUAAAAGGGAUAUCCUUUUUAGAAGUAAUAAUGACGCACGAAAUGGCAGAGAAAAGUUUAAGUAUAUAUAUGAAGGUGAUGAAAUUAAUUUCUGCAAUGGUUUAAGAAUAUAUAAUGGGAAAUCGGUGAACGAUGAUGUAAGCUUCAAUAGUGAAGAAGAGCAACUUCUAAAACUGGACCUUUUUUAUGAAGAAUGUUUUUUAAACUUAUACAGGAGUACCAAAAAUUAUGUGAAGUUACUCUUUGAAAGUAUGACGGAUUACUUCAUUUUAUACGAUUGUGAUAGUAUUCUUAAAUUCCUUCAAAUAAUAUAUAUAACUAGAUAUAUGAAUAUGCAUAACAUUAAUGUUUUGUUCUACAGCAUAAGGUUGAAUUCAGAAUUUUUAAAGAUAUAUCAAAUUAAAAACAUUUUGUUUUUUCUCGCAUUAUUUAAAAGUAGCUUCAUAAUUAAGGGUAUAAAUUUGCAGAAAUCAAUUUACAGUUGGUACAAUAAACGAUUAAUAUUUUUUUUAAGAAAAAAGUUAGAAUUAUACUUUGAAAGUAGUUCGUUAGAAAGUAGUAUUAAAAGUAUAUUUCUUUUGUGUGACUUAUUAAACUACAAUAAAGUUAUAAAAAAAAUUUUACUAAAGAAAUUAGUUUUAUUAAAUUUCAAUAACAUAUAUCCAGAGCUUUUCUGUCAGAUAUUUUUUUUAUUAAAUAAAUUAAGAUUUGAUGCGAGUAACAAAUUAUUUUCUGAAUUGUUCUUAAAACAUUAUAAAAGGAUAAUUCCAUCUCUAACAUGUGCAGAAACUCUCGAUUUAAUUAAAAACACCGAAUAUUUAAUAAAUAAGAAGAAAAGAAAAAUAUUUGUUAUUCAGAUUUUAUACUUUUUUAGAAAGUUAGAGCAAAGUAGCAUUCUACGUGAUGAUAAUACCCCAGUUAGUUUAUAUUGUAUAUUUAAAUUAAUUAAUAUUAUAAAUAAAUUUAAAUUAUAUGAAUAUUGUAGGAAAGACUAUUUUUACCCAAUUUAUCAAUUUAUUUUUACCGCAAAUGGAGUGCAAAAUGGUUUAAACAAAGAAAGGAAGCAUCAUUUGUUGAGUGAUAACAAUAGAGACAUUUCAAAGUGUAACAAUAAUCCCUCAAUUUUAGUAAAAAAUAACGAGAUAUUAUUAUUAGAUGAAAAUGAAAUAGAUAGAGAAGAUAAAAGGAGUGAUGUUCUUUUCUCAGAAAAAAACGAAAGCAGCAUAUCCCCUCGUACAGUUUAUGGAAAUGGGACAUUUGUUAGGAAGGAGUGUGAGGGAAGUAUAAAAAUAAAAUUGGAAUUAUUAACAAUUAAUCAAAUAUUAGAUUUAAUUUACUUUUGCAUUAAUACGAAUAGAAAUAUAUACUCUAUAAGUGAACUAUAUACAGAUCUAUUUUAUAGAUUAAUUCGAAGCACUUAUUUUUCAAAAAAUCAACUGAAUCUCACUUUUAGAAGUAUAUGGAUGUCGAGAGUUUUUCACGCACAUUUUUUUAAAGCUUUAGUAGAUAUUAUAAUAAAUAAUAAAAAAAUUGUUGAUAGUUCCAUUUUUUCAUUAGAUAUAUUACUAUGUUUAUGCUCCUAUAAACAUGAUAAAAUAUAUGAAUCUUUAAUUAUUUCCAUGUUUGAUAUAUGUUUUAAUGAUAUAGAUAAAAUUUUAAAAAAUAUAAAUACGCAGAUACUUUUUUACUAUUGUUUUAUUUUUUUGGAAGUAUAUUAUCCAUUGCUAUAUUUAAAAGUUACGAAAAAAAGGAGAAAUUCUUUCGUGAAAAGUGAAAUUAUCAAAGGCAAAUUACAAAAUGAUGGGACAGAUAAAAAUAAAAAAUUAAUUAGAAAGAAGGAUAAUUUUGAAACGAAUGAAGAAAAGGAAGCAAGUAGCAACAUUAUUGAUUACAACUUGGAACAAUAUAGAAUUAAUAUGAACUUCAAAAUGAUUGGAAAAACUAAAAAAAUGUCUAAUAAUCUUCGUGAAAGUAAUCAGAAGAAUCGUAUAAAUGAAGAUAAAAUAGUAACAAGCAGAAUAAAUGCUAUAUAUGUGGAAGAUAGUAUAGAUACUGCUACCACUGUUGAUAUAUUAAAAUAUUUAAAACAACUUUUUUUUCUCCAGCAAAAAAAGCAUGCUUAUGGUUAUGACUUAAUUAAGUUUUACGAAAUACUCCAUAAAUUAAAUAUAACAAAAAUGAAGCUUAAUAAUGCACCGAAUAUUUUUUUUAAAAAUCAAGAAAUUAAUGAUUUAUUUGUUCUGAAUGCAUAUUUUCCUCUUCUAAAAUUUUCCAUAUUAUUUAUAAAAAAGGAGAGAGUCUCGAAAAAUGUGAUAAAAAUAUCAGAUAUAUGGAGGAUGGAUAAAGGUACCAAAAAGUGUGGCACAAUUACUAUUGAUGAUGCAAGUUUAUUGGAAGUAAAAAAUGAAUCUUCGGAACGAAAUAUGGGGAAGAAAAAUAUCUGCGGAAGUGCAAAUGUUUGGAGCAAUGUAAAUUGUGAGUACUACCUAAAUAAUGAAAAUAAAGACUCUGAAAUAGUGUCUAACUCCCUUUUUAAUGAUUACUGUGAGAACCAAAUUGACAUAUUGGCACAAAAACUUUAUUUGUAUAAAAAUUAUAGAAUAAAUGUUAUGGUUAUACCUAUUGAAAAGGUUUAUAUGUUUUUUAAAAUACACGAUAGGGAAGAACAGAAUUCUAUUAUAAAUGAAUCAAAUAUUAUAUUUGACAGGGUGUAUAAAGAAAUUAUGAAUAGUAAUAAAGGUCAAAUUUUUGCAGAUGUUGAUAUCUUAUCAUCGCUUAUGAAGAAGCAAUUACAAUAUAUUUUUCGUUUAAAUUAG
This is a messenger RNA of Plasmodium malariae, 4341 nucleotides long. RefSeq names its product conserved protein, unknown function. Lineage: Eukaryota; Apicomplexa; Aconoidasida; Haemosporida; Plasmodiidae. The record is from RefSeq and is a predicted model, not a curated record. The transcript has a single exon. The coding region runs from base 1 to 4341 and encodes 1446 amino acids.